Molecule: messenger RNA, 753 nt
Organism: Guyanagaster necrorhizus
Lineage: Eukaryota; Fungi; Basidiomycota; Agaricomycetes; Agaricales; Physalacriaceae
Product: RNA-binding domain-containing protein
Exons: 1
Molecular function (GO): mRNA binding
Source: RefSeq, a predicted model, not a curated record
UCCAUCUUUGUUGGCAAACUUUCUUGGGGUGUUGAUGACGAGCGACUAGCGACCGAGUUCGCUGAAUGCGGCGAGGUCGUUUCUGCCCACGUUCAGCUUGACCGCAACACGGGCAAGUCUCGUGGAUUCGGAUACGUACACUUCACCUCGGCAGACGCAGUGGAGAAAGCACUAGAAAUGUCUGGUCAUGAGAUCGACGGACGUGCUAUAUUCGUCGACAGAUCGCAACCCCCCUCUGCAGAUCGCACGGCUGGUCGAGCCAGGAAGUUUGGUGAUGAGACAAGCGAACCGAGCAGCACGCUCUUCUUGGGUAACCUCAGCUUCGAUGCGAACGAGGACAACGUGUGGGAGUUCUUCAACGAGUAUGGCGUGAAGAACGUCCGACUUCCAACGGACCGGGACACCGGGCGCAUGAAAGGGUUUGGAUACGUUAAGUUUGAGGAUAUUGAGGAUGCGAAGAAAGCAUUUACCGCCGCGCAAGGUCAGGAGAUCGCUGGUAGGACUAUCCGGGUUGACUAUUCGCAACCGCGUGAUGCUUCUGGUGGUGGCGGACGUGGAAGAGGUGGAGGCCGUGGAUUUGGUGAUCGCGGUGGACGCGGCGGCGGUAGAGGGUUUGGUGAUCGUGGCGGACGUGGUGGUGGCAGAGGAUUUGGUGGCGACCGUGGCGGACGCGGUGGAAGGGGCGGACGAGGAGGAUUUAAUCCUCGGUCAGGCGGUAUCAUGCCUUUCGAAAACAAAAAGAUCACAUUCUAA